Brassica oleracea var. oleracea is the source of this 1922-nucleotide messenger RNA. Its product is annotated as protein SHOOT GRAVITROPISM 5. Bases 424 to 1752 code for a protein of 442 amino acids. Gene Ontology annotation, cellular component: nucleus. The record is from RefSeq and is a predicted model, not a curated record. NCBI's taxonomy places the organism in Eukaryota, Viridiplantae, Streptophyta, Magnoliopsida, Brassicales, Brassicaceae. The transcript has 3 exons. Gene Ontology annotation, molecular function: DNA-binding transcription factor activity.
UGAGCUUUAUAAGCAGAGGCAAUAUAGGCAUCAAAGCCCCAUAACUUGCUCCAAACUCUCAAGUGUAUGAGAGAGAAAGGUUAAUGAUUCGAAAUAGAUAAGAGUGAACUAGAGUGAGAAAGAGAGAGACCCAAGAAAAAGCUUUCAUCAUAAUAUAUAACAUAAGCGAACUUUGAAGUGUCUAAGAAAAAGUUUUGAAAAGCUUUUGAUGCAGAAAGCUUAAAAGAACUUUUCUCCCCUAUCUCUUCCUCUCUCUUUAUUACUCCUUACUCUUAUUUGUAAAAGCUGAACCUCCCACUAUCUUCAAAAUCCCUUCUUAUUCUUAUUUUUGUUUUUGUCUCUGGGUCUUGUUUCAUCAAAUCAAUCUCUACAAUCCAAAUACAAUAAAGUCAAAAAGAAAGAGAGAAAGAAAAGAAGCGACUGAUGAAAACAGAUCAAGGAGCAGUGGUGAUGUUGGAUGAUGCUGCUUCCAAGAAGAACACUACUAACACACGUUGUGUGGUUUUUUCUUCUUCUGAUAUUUUACUCCCUUCUUCAGAAAAUGGGGUCACCACCACAAAGACAUCCACCCAAAAGAGGAAAAGAAGACCUGCAGGAACACCAGAUCCAGAUGCAGAAGUUGUGUCACUAUCACCAAGAACUCUUCUUGAAUCAGACAGAUACAUAUGUGAAAUCUGUAACCAAGGGGUUCAAAGAGAUCAAAAUCUCCAGAUGCAUCGAAGACGUCACAAGGUUCCAUGGAAGCUUCUGAGGAGAGACAACAACAUAGAGGUGAAGAAACGAGUCUAUGUUUGCCCUGAACCCACUUGUCUUCACCAUGAUCCUUGUCAUGCUCUUGGAGAUCUUGUCGGGAUAAAAAAACAUUUCAGACGAAAACACAGCAACCAUAAGCAAUGGGUUUGUGAGAAAUGCUCUAAAGGUUAUGCUGUUCAAUCAGAUUACAAAGCUCAUCUCAAAACUUGUGGCACUAGAGGCCAUUCUUGUGACUGUGGUCGCGUCUUCUCCAGGGUGGAGAGUUUUAUUGAACAUCAAGAUAACUGUUCCGUACGGAAUGUUCACCAUGAACCGCCGCCACCGCCACAAACCGCCGCCAUUAUCACGGCCUGCUCCUCUAGAACCGCCUCAACUGCAAGCACUCCAUCUAGCGAAACGAAUUACGGUGGUGCGGUUACGGCUGCGACUCCUCUACCUCUAGAAGGACGUCCAAUUCAUAUCAGAAGCUCAUCUUUAACGCCUUUAGUUCUCAACAACUCAUCAAAUCUCAACCUCGAACUUCAGCUCCUUCCAUUGACGCCAAAUCUAAACCCUAAUCAAGAAUACCAACAACACAAAGUUAAAGAACCAUCUCUUCAUCAUCAUCAUCAUAAUCAUGAUACCACAAACUUAAACCUCUCCAUUGCUCCAUCAUCAUCAUCAUAUCAUCAUUACAACAACUUUGAUCGCAUAAAAGAACUAAUGGCGAGUGAACAGAUCAUGAAGGAGAAAGCUUAUGCGGAGGAAGCUAAAAGAGAAGCAAAGAUACAACGAGAGAUAGCGGAAAAUGAGUUUGCGAAUGCGAAGAAGAUAAGGCAGCAAGCACAAACUGAGCUUAAGAGAGCUAAGCUUUUAAAGGAACAAUCUAUGAAGAAGAUAAGCUCAACGAUUAUGCAAGUUACUUGUCAAACUUGUAAAGGACAGUUUCAAGCGACGGAAGAGACAUCUCUUGUGGUGAGUUACAUGUCGUCAGCGAAUACGGACGGAGAGGGAUCAUAGAGUUUGAAAAGGGUUUUUAUAUAUCGAAACUAAGAAAAACUAAACAUUUUAUCUGAUAUUUUUGUUUAUUAAAUUACGUGGUUUUCCUAGUAUUCCUCUUACCAUAUUUUUACGUGAUGGUUAAACAUUGUAAUCGCUACAAAAUAAAAAUUCCAUGUCUCAUAGAACCG